Molecule: messenger RNA, 393 nt
Organism: Cooperia oncophora
Lineage: Eukaryota; Metazoa; Nematoda; Chromadorea; Rhabditida; Trichostrongylidae
Source: the annotation of a GenBank genome assembly
AUGGUCGCGUACCAUCUAUGGCUCAUGCGCUGGGUCAGCAUCGUUACGACAUUUCAUUCGUACCGAAGGAGAGUGCCGAUCACACCAUUACAAUUUCGCUUCAACAACGAGCCCGUACCUGGAUUUUCACCAAAUACCGCCUGCUUACUAUUGCAAGUUGAUCACCAUUCAUCUGUCAGCUCGUGUCUGCUGCACAAGCGUCAGCGUCUGGUACAGGACUUGAGCGAGUUCCAGUCGAUGAAAUUACCGAGAUCAAAAUUCAAACAAGUGCGUCGGACGCGCAACCCGAGGUACGAGUUCGCGAUCCUCAAGGCAACGACCUUCCCGUCGAGAUUUCACGAAGCCGACAAGAUGAGACGCUCUACAUCGCUACAUACACACCGAAAUGUGUAG